AUGGGUCUCUUCGAUUUCUUGCCCUGCUGUGGACCGCGGAAGGAUAAAGUGAGAGAUGUGGAAUCGCAGACACAGGAAACCAGUACACUCCUACCUCCGCCUGCAAGAGAAGAAUCAAUCAUCUCGGCUGACGGGCUGGUCGGAAGUUAUGGAGCUACUGAACAGGGUUUGACAGAUGAACAGAGGAUGAGGAUUGAAGCUAUAGGACGGGAAGUUGGAAAUCACAUGCUGCCCAUACACUCUCUCCCACCUGGAUCUAACCUCCAAAUACAACGGUCCUCACCAUCCUUACCUAAACCCAAUGGAGGAGCACCCUCUUCGAGAGAUUCUUCUCGACCAUCUUCACCCUCACCCAUGCGUCCAGAUACGACCCCUCCCGAUGGCAUACUGCGCUCACCCGACAGACCCGAAGGAGAAGGAGCGGAUGAUGGCGUAGUUAGGAAAACGCUGUUUGCUGGUGGAGGGAAUAUGACGGGUAGGAAGGUCAGUUCCAGGGGGAAGGGGAAAUCAAGAGGUGGAAAACCGCGUAAAUAG
Messenger RNA from Kwoniella botswanensis, 534 nucleotides. RefSeq lists its product as uncharacterized. The coding region runs from base 1 to 534 and encodes 177 amino acids. The transcript is spliced from 3 exons. The record is from RefSeq and is a predicted model, not a curated record. NCBI's taxonomy places the organism in Eukaryota, Fungi, Basidiomycota, Tremellomycetes, Tremellales, Cryptococcaceae.